GAUUUCAGAUUAUUACUGUUUGUUGUUUAGUUGCAUUAUUUAUUCUGCUAUACCUGUGCUGAGCCAUGAAUCUUCUUUGUUUCUUUGUUUAUGUCUGAUAUGUCCUUUUGCCUACAUGCUCUCAAGGGAAUUUUUUCGUUUAUGUUAGUUGUGCUCCAUGCAUGUAGAUUCUAUCUGCAUUAUACCGUUAUUAUAUUAGUUGUGGUCGUGCAUGUACAUUCUAUCUGCAUUGUCCCGUUAUAUUUAUGUGCCCUGUGUUUAUUCUAUGCAGUUCGGUUUCUUCUACUUUGUGUUUGGCCUUGCUUGUGUUGUCAGUGUCAGAGUGCGAUGUGUCCUCUGUGGGUGUCAAUACUUUGUUAUGUUGGAUGAUGUGGAUUGAUUUGUCAUUCCAUUAUUGUUGGGCUCAUUUGUAGCCUGCAGUAGCUGUCAGCUUGGUAAAUUUUUUGGAUGUGCUGUCCUUUCACUGUGGGUAGGCUCACAAAUUAGUCUACACUAUUGUUGCUCUACACUGAGGGGUUUUUAUGUGUCGUUGAUGCCCAUUUUGGCUAUGGUCCUCUCUUCCUAAAUUGCUUUAGUUUUAUUUCUUUUGUCAGUGUUUCUACCUCUCUGUCAGUUUCUUUGUUGUCUUGCAGCCUAUUUCGAUGCCUUCUAAAAGGCCAAAAAAGGCAUGCUCACCUGCAAUCAGUCCAAUCUGGUUUGUUUGUUCAUCAUGUGCAUCGUAGUUCUCCAGCAAGUUGUCAUGGCCUUAUGGAAGGCCAGCCAGCUGCAUUUUUAGGUGCAGGUUUGUGGUUCAUUGAGGAACAUUUUGGUUCGGUGCCAUUCAUUUUGUGCUCGGUUGCUUCGUGUUCAUCUUUUUGCUCGGUGUGUGCAAUUAUUCGUUUGCUCAUCUGUGCUUUAUCUAGACCUUUGUUGACACAGAUGGUUGUUCUUAUUUGCAUUCAUGUUCUAUUAGGUGCAGCCUCCUCGGCUGUUCCUUCAUGGGCAUCAUCGUCAGUUAGUACCUUCUCUUUUAUGUGCAUUCUAUAUUGUCAGCCAUAUAGAAUGUCACUUCAUUAUUGAGUCUGUCUAUGGUCAUAUAUUGUUGGUAUAGGGGACCAUUACUGUCCAAUGGUGGCACGUGUUGAUUCAAACGAGAAUCGUGCUAAAAGAAUGUGUUGUAAUAGAGUCAAAGCGGCAGCGAGGCAAGGUCUGUGUAUUUCCUCAUUGCGUGCCUGCUCUAUUUGUUUCUCUCUAUUUGAUGCCUGCAUUUUUUUGGUUACUGUUGGUUGUAGAUCGCAUUUACCGUGCUCCCUUUGUUGAGCCUGUAUUUUCAUUUCCUAAGGAGUAUAUUGAUAUGUUGAAAGGUACGCUCUUGGAUGAGUCUAUAUGUUUAGGUACUGUAGGUCUAUUGUUCUGUAUUUUAUUUGCACUGUCGCAUCUCUUACUGUUCCUGCAGCUAGAUAUCCCGGACGGUCUUUUUAUGGUGGUCCUGACUAUGUGUGCCAAUAUUGUCUUGCUGUUUUCUGGUAUCAUGAGAGAAUACAGAAUCAAAGUAACCGUCACAAAAUUUGUUAUAAUGGAUGUUGUCGUGGGGGUAGGGUGUCUCUACCUAAGAAUAGAGCUUUCCCUUCACCUCUUCAAGAGUUAGUGAGUUUUAAUGGAGGUCCACGGUCCAAUUCUUUCAUGCGACUUAUUAGGCAGUACAAUUCAUUGUUUGCCUUUUGCUCCUUGGGUGUUCAUGUUGACAAAUCUAUCAAUACUGGAGAUGGUCCUUAUGUUUUCCGUAUCAAUGGUGUUGUUCAUCACCGCAUUGGGUCACUGCUCCCUGCUCCUGGCAAUUGUCCGGAAUAUGCGCAGCUAUAUAUUUAUGACACGGCCAAUGAAAUUCAGAAUAGGCUUAAUAUUUUCUCUGCUGAAAGUUUUGACCAGCCAGAUGCAUAGAUUGUUGGUGCACUCAUCCAAAUGCUAAAUGAGAAUAAUCCUUUGGUCCAUAAAUUUAGAAUGGCACGUGAUAGGCUUCUGUCACCUGUUGCACCAGAUAUUGCCAUCAGACUGGCUGGCACUAUAGAUGGUCAUGGUGAUAGGUAUUCUUUACCUGUAGUUCCUGAGUUGGCUGCCUUGCUUAUAGGUGGUUUAUCACCUAAUGUCUCAUCCUUUGAUGUUAUUGUUGAGGCCCAUACAUCUGAGCUUAAGCAAAUCUCUCCAAUUCAUCCGGCAUUAAUGUCAUUGCAAUAUCCAUUACUUUUCCCACAUGGCGAUCCUGGUUUUCACCCUGGGAUAAUGCUGAAACAGAUAGAUGGCCACCCUACUGGCCGAGAUAAGGUGUCUAUGCUAGAGUACUAUGCAUACUAUAUGCAUUACCGUAGAGGAGAGCCUAAUCCUGCUCUUUGUUGUGGAAGACUAGCACAACAAUAUGAGGUUAACUGUUAUUCCUGUGUUGAGGCCAAUAAAUUAGCUUUUUAUUUUUUCAAUCAAGAUUUACUUCGAUGUGAGACCUACCAAGGUAUAUCCGAUGCAAUUGGUCAUGGAGCAUCAACAGGAAGAGAUGUUGGGAUUAAGAAGAUGUUGCCUGCCAGUCAUAUUGGGAGUAAGAGAUAUAUGCAGCAGAAUUUUCAUGAUUGCAUGGCUAUUUGUUGUGUGUAUGGUCCACCAGACAAGUUCACUACUUUUACAUGCAAUUCCAAGUGGCCUGAGAUUACAGAGGCACUUAGAUUUGAGGCAGGUCAAAAACCUUGUGACCGAGCAGACAUGGUAGUUCGAGUUUUCCAUAUGAAGCUGCAGGAGUACCUUACUGAUAUAAAGGAAGGACAUAUUUUUGGACCUGUUCGUGCAGUUGCACAUACAAAUGAGUUUCAAAAACGCGGCCUACCACAUUCACAUAUCCUUGUGUGGCAAGUUGAGACAGGUAGUGAACUGUCUGCUUCCGAAGUUGAUAAGUAUAUUUCUGCUGAGCUUCCUGAUCCAAAGGUGGAUCCAUUGGGAUUUUCUUUGGUCCAAGAAUUCAUGAUUCAUGGCCCAUGUGGUGUCACCAAUCCAAAAAGUCCAUGUAUGAAAAAUGGCAAGUGCUCCAAGAAUUAUCCAAAGCUCUUUCGUUCAGAAACGAGCUUUGAUUCGGAUGGAUAUCCUUUAUAUCGGCGCAGAGAUAAUGGCAUUCAAGUAUGGAAAAACAAUGUCCAACUGGAUAAUAGAUGGGUUGUGCCCCACAAUCUUACAGCGCUGAAGAAGUAUCAAGCACAUAUCAAUGUUGAGUCCUGCAAUAAAACGUAUCUUAUCAAGUACCUUUUCAAGUAUGUAAACAAGGGCUUCGAUUGUGCCAGAGUGGGAUUUCAGACAAAGCAAUCCAGUUCAGCUGUGCAAUCUAAUCAUGGACACAUUGCAUCUGUUCAGCAAGAGCCUGGUGAUGGUGGUGUAGAUGAAAUUGCAGAAUAUAUCAGAUCUAGAUAUUUAUCUUGCUGUGAAGCAACUUGGAGACUUUUUGGAUUUGAAAUACAUGGAAAUUUUCCUUCUGUUGAAAGACUCUUUGUGCAUCUUCCAGGAAUGAACUUUGUCACUCUUGAUGAAAAUGCAGACCUACAAGAGGUGAUUGAUGAUCCUGAAUCAGAAAAGAGCAUGUUAACUGAAUGGUUCACUGCAAACCAGAUUUCCUCAGCUGGGCAUGAUCUUACUUACUGUCAGUUUCCAACUAGAUAUACCUGGGAUUCGGAUAGUAAGACAUGGAAAGUUCGCAAGAGGGGCACUAAAUUAGGAAGGCUCAGGUUCGUGCACAUUAGCACUGGUGAAACGUUUUACCUUAGAAUGUUGUUGAUGGUAGUUCGUGGUGCCAGAAGCUAUGAGGAGGUACGCACCCAUGAAGGAAUUGUCUAUUCUACUUUCCGAGAGGCAUGUCAGGCUCGAGGCCUCAUUGGAGAUGACACUGAAUGGGCCUUUUUAUUCGAUGAGGCCAUUAUUUGGGCAACUGCAUAUCAACUGAGAAAUUUAUUUAUGACUGUUUUAGUGUACUGCGAUGUCGGUAAUGUCAGAGCUUUAUUUGAUAAGUAUUGGAAAUAUACGGCUGAUGACAUUGGUUACCGCCUUCGCGUUGCACUCCAGAAUCCAUCGUAUAUAAUUCCUGAUUCCGUGCUGCAGUCUGGUCUCAUGAAAGAACUGAGUGAUAUGUUCAGUAACAAUGGGCUCUCCAUAUCAUCCUAUGAUCUACCUAUUUCCGGAAUGAAUUCUGUGGAUGCCAGUACCAAUAGACUUAUUAUGGAGGAGAUGUGCUAUGAUAAGGCUGCAUUACUUGCUGAUUCAGUAAAAAUAGUCGCUUCCUUGAAUUCUGAUCAGAGGUUCAUAUAUGACUCCGUUACUGAGGCUAUUUCCAGACAUGAAUCAUUUGUUUAUUUUGUUUCUGGACAUGGAGGUACUAGCAAGACCUUUUUAUGGAAUGCUAUUUUAGCAACUCUGAGAUCACAUGAUCAUAUUGUUUUAGCAGUUGCUUCAUGUGGUGUUGCCUUUCUUCUCCUUCCUGGAGGUCGUACAGCCCAUUCGAGGUUUAAAAUACCACUUGAUAUUCAUGAGAAUAGCCUUUGUGGAAUUGGAAGGGGAACUAACAUUGCUGGUCUCAUCGCUAGGACUUCUUUGAUUAUAUGGGACGAGGCUCCUAUGAGUCAUAAACACUGUUUUGAGGCCCUGGAUCGCUCACUUCGUGAUAUUCUGGCUGUUGAGGACACUAGAAAUGCUUCAUUGCCAUUUGGUGGUAAACCAAUGUUGCUUGGUGGAGAUUUUAGACAAGUUUUGCCUAUUAUUCAAGGUGGUGACCGUACUGAAACGAUGAAGGCAUCUUUACUAGGGUCAUAUUUAUGGAGACAUGUUAAGGUUAUGCGACUCUCUAUAAAUAUGAGACUAAGUAAUCCAUCUCUUUCUCCACAAGACAAGAUUGAAAUGGAAAAGUUUGCAAAAUGGGUUCUUGAGAUCGGUGAGGGCCGAGUACCGAUGGUAGUUAAGAAUAACCAGCUGCAAAAUGAUUGGAUACAGAUACCACAAAAUUUGGUGCUCUCACCGAAUGGUCCUAAAAUACCAGCCAUUACUGAAACUAUAUAUGAUGAUUUCGACCUCUUCUAUGCAUCGAUUCCCUAUCUUGCCCAGCGAUCCAUAGUAUGUCCUGUCAAUGCUAUUGUUGAUGAGAUAAAUAGUUUCAUGCUAAACAAGGUGGCCGGUUGUACCCGUGAAUACCUGAGUUUUGAUACCAUUGCCAAUUCAUCUGAGCAGCCUUCAGAUUUUCAAAUGCUAUACCCCCCCGAGUUCCUAAACUCCAUAACUCUUAAUAAUUUUCCACAGCAUUGUCUUGAUCUCAAAAUAGGUGUUCCUGUUGUCCUUCUAAGAAAUAUAAACCAAUCAAUUGGACUCUGCAAUGGCACUAGAUUGCUGAUUGAGAGAUUAGGUGACCGGUUACUGGAAGGUACAAUCAUAACUAGAAAUCAUGUUGGAGAGACAGUUUGCAUACCUAGAAUUGUUCUGAAUGGUACAAGCCCAAAAUGGCCUUUCACUUUACAACGCAGGCAGUUCCCAAUAAGAGUUUGCUAUGCAAUGACGAUAAACAAAUGCCAAGGCCAGACACUAGGAAAAGUUGGUGUGUACCUUCGUGAACCAGUGUUCACUCAUGGGCAGUUGUAUGUGGCUGUGUCAAGGGUAAACUCAAAUAGUGGUCUCAAACUACUCAUUGAAGAUGAUGAUGGUGAACCAACUAACACAACAAGAAAUAUUGUGUACCAUGAGGUUUUAGAACAUGUUUAGUGGUUGCGCUAUCCAGGCCAUUACUUGAUCAGAUUUGGCAGAUCUUUAUUGUACAUGCUUUAUUUUUCUUUUAUGUGUUGCAUCUUAGUGGUAUUGUUAAAAGGUCAUCCAGAUGCACUGCCAUCUGUUUUGAUUAGGCGUUACCUAAAUAUAUGUACAGCUUCCUUCAUUGUUGCCUACUGUAUAUGUUACUAUUUUAGCUAAACAUUGCCUUCACCUGUUACUAUUUUAGCUAAACAUUGCCUUCACCGUUUCUCUUUUCUCAUAUUUGUUGCUUCAACAGUUCGGGUAAUUAUUCUUAGGCCUACUCUUUGCUUCUUUUUUAUCUUCUCUGCUAUUAUUUGUUUGUGCAACAAAGAUUUAGUCGCAGUGCCGGAACUCUUACAAAAUCCUUAUUCACUUUAUUUGCACAUGACAUUGUUUGCUCUCCUACUAUUGCAUUUCGUCAUUUUGCAUGGAGCUUCUAUUUCAUUUCAUUAUUUUCAAUGGAGUUGUUGCUACUACUAUUUAUUAAAUUUAGUUUCUUCUAUAUUUUUAUUGCGCAGAAUUUUUAUUCCAAAAAAUAAUUGUUAUGCACUUUUCCU
This is a messenger RNA of Panicum virgatum (switchgrass), 6332 nucleotides long. RefSeq lists its product as uncharacterized. The transcript is spliced from 2 exons. The record is from RefSeq and is a predicted model, not a curated record. Gene Ontology annotation, biological process: telomere maintenance; DNA repair. The coding region runs from base 1942 to 5748 and encodes 1268 amino acids. Gene Ontology annotation, molecular function: DNA helicase activity. NCBI's taxonomy places the organism in Eukaryota, Viridiplantae, Streptophyta, Magnoliopsida, Poales, Poaceae.